GGCCGGCGUGGCCACGAGGCCCACGACCAAGAGAAGCCAUCGCCAACGCCAACGCCAAACCCAACGAGCGCUGCCGCCGCUAGCUGCUUCCUUGGUUCUUGUGGCUUUACUUCUUCGCCGAGGCUGCUUGCAUUUGUUCGGCCAUGGACACGGCGGCGCUGCCCGUCCCCGUGGGCGUGGAGACGCAUUUCGCUCCUCCGGCCUCCAUGCCGUCGUGGCCCUCGUCAGAUGGAGCAUUCGCGAAGGGCGCCAUAGACCUUGGAGGCCUGGAGGUGCGCCAGGUCUCCACAUUCGCCAAGGUCUGGUCCACCAGCCGGGACGGCGCCGGCGCCACCUUCUUCAGGCCGUCGCCGAUCCCGGCCGGCUUCUCGGCGCUCGGGCACUACGCGCAGCGCAACGACAGGCCGCUCUUCGGGCACGUCCUCGUCGCUCGUGACACCACUUCUCACGACACGGCGGCACCGAUCCUUGCUCCGCCUCGAGACUACACCCUCGUCUGGUCCAGCCCGGACGGCGGCGGCUGCUUCUGGCUCCCCACGGCGCCCGACGGUUACAGGCCGAUCGGCGUGGUGGCCACGGCCACGCCGGACAAGCCUCCCCUCGACGCGGUCCGGUGCGUCCGCGCCGACUUCACUGACGAGUGCGAAGCCGAGGCGCCGUCGGUGUGGAGCAGCGGCGACCGGGUCGGCGGUGGCUUCAGCGCCGCCACCCUGAGGCCGACGGUACGCCGCGUCGACGCCCGCAGCGUGCACGCCGGCACGUUCCUCGCCCGGAGCAGCGCGACGCCGGUUGACGCCUCGGCCCUGGCGUGCCUGAAGAACAACGGCGCGAGCCACACAUCCGCCAUGCCCGACCUCGCCCAGGUGAACGCCGUCCUCGCGGCCUACUCGCCGCUGGUGUACCUCCACCCGGACGAGCCGUACAUGCCCUCGUCGGUGGCGUGGUUCUUCGAGAACGGCGCGCUGCUGCACCGGCGCCAGCAGGCCCCGACGCCGGUGGUGGACGCCGGCGGGUCGAACCUCCCGCAAGGCGGCGACAACGACGGCAGCUUCUGGCUCGACCUGCCGGCGGGCGGGGAGCAGAGGGAGAGGGUCAAGAAGGGCGACCUCGCCGGAGCGAGGGCGUACGUGCAGGUGAAACCGAUGCUCGGCGGGACGGCGACGGACCUCACCAUGUGGUUCUUCUACCCGUUCAACGGGCCGGCGCGGGCCAGGGUGGCCUUCGCCACCCUGCCGCUCGGCGGCAUCGGCUCCCACGUCGGCGACUGGGAGCACCUGACGCUCCGGGUGAGCAACUUCUCCGGGGAGCUCCUGCGGGUGUACUUCUCGCAGCACAGUGCUGGCGUCUGGGUCGACGCGCCCCGGCUGGAGUACGUCGCCGGCGGCGGCGGCAGGAGGCCGGUGGCGUACGCGUCGCUGCACGGGCACGCGUUCUACCCGAGGGCGGGGCUGGAGCUGCAGGGUUCCGCGGUGGUCGGGAUACGGAACGACAGCGCCAAGGGGAGCAUGUUCGACACCGGCGGGCCCGGGCGGUGCGAGGUGGUGUCGGCGGAGUACCUCGGCGUCGCCGAGCCGGCGUGGGUCGGGUUCAUGCACCCGUGGGGCCCGACGGAGGUGUACGCCAUCGGGCGCGUGAUCAACGGCGUCGCGCGGUUCCUGCCGCGCGCGAUGCGGGAUCGGCUGGAGCGGCUGGUGAGGAAGGUGUUCGUCGGGGACGGGGCGACGGGGCCCAAGAAGCAUGGCAGCUGGGUAAACGACGAGAGGGACCCCCCAACUGAGGGUUAAUUCGCGCGGGAACUUCUUCAUCAGUCACCCACCAUUCGCUACAGCCUUUUUACAAUCAGAUCUGAUGGCCACUUUCAUCUUAUUUGAAAUAAUACAAAUAAGUAAUUAAGGAA
Molecule: messenger RNA, 1897 nt
Organism: Setaria italica (foxtail millet)
Lineage: Eukaryota; Viridiplantae; Streptophyta; Magnoliopsida; Poales; Poaceae
Exons: 2
Coding region: 144-1784 (546 amino acids)
Source: RefSeq, a predicted model, not a curated record